Molecule: messenger RNA, 2281 nt
Organism: Nothobranchius furzeri (turquoise killifish)
Lineage: Eukaryota; Metazoa; Chordata; Actinopteri; Cyprinodontiformes; Nothobranchiidae
Product: forkhead box protein H1
Biological process (GO): regulation of DNA-templated transcription
Molecular function (GO): sequence-specific DNA binding; DNA-binding transcription factor activity
Source: RefSeq, a predicted model, not a curated record
AGGAGCCUCGCUGCAGAGUUCUGGUGGUCGAGGGCUUUCUGUUAAAACAUGUGAAGAGUGUGUUACAGUAAUCUAGACGGGAGGAGAUAAAGGCAUGGAGAACCAUUUCAAGUUUGUGUUUUGACACCAACCUUCAUAGUUUGGAGAUGUUUCUCAAAUGACACAACAGUUUUGGACCAGCAUUUUUGAGUGGCCUUCAAGAGACAUUGAUUGGUAGUUUGAAUGGACAGCAGUAGUUAAAUGACCAAGUUGUUGACUAAUCAGAAGAACCGUGCUCUCAGUUGCAAUGAUCAGACAUUCAGUCUUUUCAGAGUUUAACUGAAGGACGUUAUCUUCUAGUCAGCUGGUGAUAGCUGAUAGAUACUUUAGUAGUCCAGACUGUUUAUGAAACUCAGAGUUCUUAAAGGAGCAGUACAGAAUGUCAUCUGCAUAUACGGUAGGUGAUAGAGGACAUUAAGACUCAGUUAUCUGUCCAAAAGAGUGUAUAUAUAGUAAAAAUAUGAGUGGGCCCAAAACAGAGCCUUGGGGUACCCCGAGGAACAGAUCGGUAGAAUCUGACACCAUUUGGUUUUUACAGACACUGUAACUUCUGUUAGAAAGGUUCUAGAAGUAGAACAGUUCUAGAGAUCCCCACUGAGUCACAAAGUCUGUUAAAUACAUGGAAGCAGAACAAUCUUUCAUACUGCAGUGAGUUCUAAAAGGACAACACAAGCUGUCAUAAACAACGUCAGGAGAAUAAAUAUGGGACGCCGUCGUGUUUAUUCAUGUCUGCUUGAGUCUGUUCUAAAGGAACAAACACCUCUAGAUGUUUGACUUUAUCAGUAUGUUUCAGUUCUGAAGAGUAGAAAAUUAGGUUGAGGGUUCCACUUAAAGGUGAGGCUUCAUGCCUCGGUUUUGAUGGUAGAACAUGUGUGAAAUCAGCUUGUUCUGUCAUCAAAGUCAUCUUUAUCUUCACUGUCUCAGGAGAAAUCUCUGAUGCCAACCUAAAAGGCUGCUUAACUCAAUCUUUCUGGGUGGAAUCUUUCAUUUAUUUCUUCUCAUGGUAAGAUAGGAUGAUGUUUAUGAGGCAAACUCUCAUUUUAAACCUGCAUUUUAACUUUCCUCUGUUAUCGUGUGUUUGUGAGGGAAAUACCAGCAGCUGCUUUCACAUAUUCAGAUGCAGAUGUUUGCAGAGGCCUUUCACUUGGAUCUCUGGCUCCACCUCCAGCUCCAACGGCUCAUCCAGACAUGAAAAGGAGCCGUUAGCCUGCAGAGCACACACCCUCUACUGUCCCAAUCUCCCUGCAGGCCUUAAAUCUAGAAGCUGACUAGAUGAGAUUCACACACGCUCUCGCUCAGAUCCCAGAUGCCUCCGGAUUCCAGCGCUACACCCUUGAGGAUGCAGGAACAACCUGAACCUAAGCCGCCUCUUGUUAGCAAAGCCAGUAGAAGUCAUGGUGAGGCCUUCAGAGGAGCCCACACCUGGCUAGCAAAGAUAGCUAUUGUGCUCCAGCAAGCUCCAGGCAGGAUGCUCACUUUCGCUCAGUUGAUAAAGAAGUUGGCCCCCACAGCAUCUCAGCGAAAAUCUGCAGAGUCGGGCAUUAGAGAGUGUUUAUCAAGCCAAAGAUGUUUCACCAAGAUCCCAAUGGUCCAGAAUUCACCCAUCAGCAAGAAGAACCUCUGGAAACUGGACUGCAGUCAGAUCACAGCCAAGAUGGUUCGUCGUCACUUUAAAGAACUCCUGCAGCUCUUCCCUGAACUGGCUUCUAAAGUGGAAACCCAGACCUCAAAGAACGCACCUGAAGAGCAGCGGGAUCUCCCUCCUCCUGGAGCCGCCGCCUGCACCGACAUCAGACGCCAGACGUUCAGCAGCCCCUUCUCCAUCGAGUCCCUUCUGAGGAGAGACACGAGUCCCCAGCCAUCACACACACAAAGCUUCAGCUGCUUCUCCAGGGAACCUGAUCUCCAUCCUUCAGCUGGAUCCUUCCCUGUCUGCCCAGCAGGGGGCAGCACACAUCAUGAACAGCCUUCAUUCCUCUGCACAGGAGAUGCUCCUUACUUCACUAGAGGUUACAUCAUUUACUCUGUGCAGAUGCUAACUCUGGGUAACCACUAUUGUUGAAUGUGAGUUAAUGUGUGUGUUGUUUCUGCUAUUUUUGCAGUUUUUCAUGUAUUAACUCACACAAAGCCCCUAACUGCUUUCCAAUGUCUUCAGAGUCAUUCUGAACUGAGUUUAACGUGCAAUAAUUGUAAAAACGCUCGUGUAAUAAUUUUGUUCUGAUAAAUAAACUCAUUCUGACCU